GAAUCUCGGCAACAUAUAUAACACAAAAGAUAUCUACGUUUGUUUGUUCAUAGAAAGUUUCUUGUUUGUAGCCGUUCGCGAUUAGUUCCUACAUCAAAGAAACCGAAACAUGUCGCAGUUGAGAAUUCUCAGUUUCAAGUACCAUUUAUCCAAGCUCCCAUUGAAGCCCGUGAAGGGGCUAUCCUUCAAAGACCGGCAAUUCUCCGACAUGUUGCUUACCUUCGAGCCGGACGUCGACGACAUGAAGAAAGUGUUCGGGAAGAUGGCGGGCCCAAACGGGAAGAUCAGCACGAAGGAUCUCAAGCGGCUGCUGCAGAAGCUGGGGAAGGCGCCCGAUGAGGCGUGUCAGCUGGCCGGAGAUAUGGUGUGGGCUGCGGAUACGAACAAAGACGGGUUCAUAGAUUUCAGCGAGUUCAUGGAGGUGCACAAGAAGGGGGUGCGGAUGAGCGACAUCAAGCAGGCGUUCCUUAUGUACGAUCGCGACAGAGACGGGCGGAUCAGCGCGGAGGAGCUGAGGGACAUGUUGCUGAAGCUCGGGGAGAGCUACUGCUUGGCGCAGUGCGAGAUGAUGGUGAAGCGGGUGGACAGAGACGGGGACGGCCUCGACAUGCAGGACUUCAUGGCCAUGAUGACCCGCCCACGGAAGAAGCCAUGAAUAUCCCAGCAAAAGACUAUGCCAAAACAUGUUAUGAUACGUUCAGAUUUUACAUUAAUUUGAGCGGUUUUUAUGGUUGUCGUGCAGCAUCCUGCUUUCCUGUUGUCACUCGGAAUCUCCUCCGACUCUCUAUUAUUAUCAUUAAGGAGAGCAAAACUUCUAUUUCUUAGCUCAACAUCCUUCAUACUAACUAGAGCAAAAGAAUUAGUAGAUCUGUUCUGCUCAAAAUAAGGUUGUGAACUUAUAAUCAUGGAAUCGACUCGAUUAUCAGAUUAUAAGUUCAUUUCAUAUCGUACCAGACUGGAAUAGAAUUAUGUACGUUCUUAUUAGGAGAAAAACUAUGUUUACAUAUGGAUUCCUACGUCCGUACAUUUUAUUUAGAAUUAGCAAAUAAUUUGGGUUCCAUAUUUACUUA
Ananas comosus (pineapple) is the source of this 1070-nucleotide messenger RNA. Its product is annotated as calmodulin-beta-like. Lineage: Eukaryota; Viridiplantae; Streptophyta; Magnoliopsida; Poales; Bromeliaceae. The record is from RefSeq and is a predicted model, not a curated record. Gene Ontology annotation, molecular function: calcium ion binding. The transcript has a single exon. The coding region runs from base 110 to 655 and encodes 181 amino acids.